This is a messenger RNA of Phoenix dactylifera (date palm), 507 nucleotides long. Lineage: Eukaryota; Viridiplantae; Streptophyta; Magnoliopsida; Arecales; Arecaceae. The record is from RefSeq and is a predicted model, not a curated record.
UUAAAACACGUAAAUUGCAAGAUCUAGAUAUUCAUUAAGGUGUGUUGGGCUGCAAAUCUGCUUUAGAUAUUCACUAUUGCACUGAUAUAUCCCCCUAAAAAAAGCAUGAUCUUUCUUUCCAAGACUUUGUAAAUGAAACAACCACAAUGACUUAUGUUCUGUUCAACUACAGAGCAUUUGAAGAUGGGGAUAGUCAGGAGCAGUUUCUCCUGUUUGCUGGGAACUGGCUGCGGUAUCCACAUUGCCCAGAUUUUCAAUGUUCCGGAUAUCAAGAAGCUAGUGAAUACACGGCCGUUUGUGGCCAAGCACAUUGAGGAAACUUACAAGAAGCCAAAGCAGAAAGAUGAAUGUUCUAUAUGUGCCGGCCAAUGUAGGCAUGCAGAUAGCUACGGGGAAGUAAAGUUGCCUCGAGGCACUGAAGAAACCAAGAAAUCAAACUUCAAAAAAAAAAAAGAAAUUUUCAUCCCUUUGUCACUUCCAACUUGCAAAAAUUACCUAGCUGAAUGA